This is a messenger RNA of Osmerus eperlanus (European smelt), 4925 nucleotides long. RefSeq names its product large tumor suppressor kinase 1 (gene lats1). Gene Ontology annotation, biological process: regulation of organ growth; hippo signaling; positive regulation of apoptotic process. Bases 241 to 3573 code for a protein of 1110 amino acids. The transcript is spliced from 8 exons. Gene Ontology annotation, molecular function: protein binding; protein serine/threonine kinase activity; ATP binding. NCBI's taxonomy places the organism in Eukaryota, Metazoa, Chordata, Actinopteri, Osmeriformes, Osmeridae. The record is from RefSeq and is a predicted model, not a curated record.
CUGUUACGUUGACUUUUACACUCAUACAUAAAAUAAUUGACAAUAAGUUUAUCGAGCUUUAUUUGGUUAUUUUACAUUUGGCUUUUAAUUUGAUCCAGGUGCCUAGAUGUUAGUCAACAGCAUGCAGAUCGGAAUUCACUGAAAUCUGGAAACUAAACUCGGCACCCGAUACCCUCGCAGUGCGAAAGUACUGCGUGUCAUACCAUUCACUGCUGUGGCUGUCAACAUACAUGCUCUUACAUGAAGAGAGGGGAGAAACCCGAAGGAUACAGACAGAUGAGACCCAAGACCUUCCCUGCCAGCAACUACACUGGUAACAGCCACCAGAUGUUGCAGGAAAUCCGCGAGAGUCUCCGUAACUUGUCCAGACCAUCUGACGCCCCUAAGGUGGAUAUGGGUGCUGGAAAGGUACUGCCUGAAGACCCGAGGCAGCAGGGGCGCAGUAGUAACCCUAGAAACCCCUACCACAAGGCCUUGCAGGAGAUACGGAAGUCUCUCAUGCCCUUUGCCAAUGAGCCCAGUUCCACUGGCAAAACAGCCGAGGUGAACAGACAGAUGCUGUUGGAGCUGCUGUCUGCUGGGUUUGAGGAGGAAUUGGUGAUUCGUGCUCUGAAACAGACCAACAACCGCAGCACAGAGGCAGCCAUCGAGUACAUCAGUAAGAUGAGCUACCAGGACCCAGUGAGGGAGCAGAUGGUGUCUACAGCCGCACGCCCAGUCGCUGCAGGCAUGAAAGGCCCUGGUGCAUCUCACAUUCAGCAGCCUGUGUUGAGGAGACAGAGUUGGAAGGGUUCAAAGGAAUCACUGGUUACCCAAAGACACGGGCCCAUGAUGGUGGAAGGGAUCAUGUACCGUUCAGAUAGCCCUGGACCCCAGAGUGACGUUUCCGGGCGUCCGCCCGCAGCCUUCCCUCAGGGGCACCCUGGAAACAACCAGCGGGUCAACCCUCCACUCCCGCCUCAGGUUCGCAGUGUCACGCCUCCCCCGAAUAGGGGUGCAACUCCUCCCCCACCCUCCUGGGACAGCAAUCCCUCAAACAAGCGCUUCUCUGGCAACAUGGACUACCUGGUCCCCCGGAUCUCUCCGGUCCCCCAAGGAGCCUGGCCGGAUGGCUACUCAGCCCCAGCCCCCCAGAACCAGAGAGGGAUCAGUCCUGUGCCCAUGGGCCGACAGCCCAUCAUCAUGCAGAACUCUGGGGGGAGCAAGUUCAACUUCCCCCCGAGCUGGCCUCAGAAUGGCUCCAGUCAACCAGACUACAUGGGGCAUCAGAACGUGACCAUGAGUGGGAACAGCAGGCAGCCUCCGCCCCCGUACCCAGUCAACCAGAGCAGCCGACAGAGUCCCACAGCUCAGCAGAUGCAGGCUGGAGGCCCUGCUUCCUCCCCGAGCUACGUCAAUGGUGGCAACCUCCCUCAGUCCAUGAUGGUGCCCAAUCGGAAUAGUCAUAACCUGGACAUGUACAACAUGGGUCCUCUUCAGUCCUGGUCUCAGGCAGCACCCCAGUCCUCCCCAGGCAGCAGCAACCAGGACAUAUCUCCAUCCUGGCAGAGCAACGCGCCAGUCCGCUCCAACUCCUUCAACAGCCACCGUCAGACCCACCCAGCCGGCUCCCAGCCCUCCGCUACCACCGUCACCGCCAUCACCCAGGCCCCCAUCCUGCAGCCCGUCAAGAGCAUGCGUGUGCAGAAGCCCGAGCUGCACACAGCUGUGGCUCCCACAUACCCUCCCCGGAUGCAACAGCCCCAGCCUCCCCCCCCUACCAGCACCUACCAGGAGCCACCAGCACCCUUACCAGAGGUCCCCAGCUACCAGGGCCCUCCACCCCCCUACCCCAAACACCUCCUCCAGCAGCCUGGUGGUGCCUGCCCCGCCCACGAGGGCGGGGCCAAGCAGAGCUCUGGCAGAGAGGAGGCGGAGGAAGACGAGGGCUGCAGCAGCGGCGACAAGACCGACGUUCCGGAGAGUUCCGCGGGUUCUGCCGAGAGGGAGAAGAAACAGAUCACGACAUCUCCGGUGCCCGUGCGCCGGAACAAGAAAGACGAGGAACGCAGAGAGCCCAACGUUCCUCUGUAUUCUCCCCAGGCCUUCAAGUUCUUCAUGGAGCAGCACGUGGAGAACAUCUUGAAGAACCACCAGCAGAGGAUACGUAGGAAGAAGCAGCUGGAGAGUGAGAUGCAGAGGGUGGGUCUAUCAGGAGACGCCCAGGAGCAGAUGCGCAUGAUGCUGUGCCAGAAGGAGUCCAACUACAUCCGUCUGAAACGGGCCAAAAUAGACAAGUCCAUGUUCAAGAGGAUCAAGCCCCUGGGCAUCGGCGCCUUCGGGGAGGUGUGUCUGGCCCGGAAGGAGGACACGGGGGCUCUCUACGCCAUGAAGACACUCCGCAAGAAGGACGUCCUUCUGAGGAACCAGGUGGCUCACGUGAAGGCCGAGAGGGACAUCCUGGCGGAGGCGGACAACGAGUGGGUAGUGCGCCUCUACUACUCCUUCCAGGACAAGGACAACCUGUACUUCGUCAUGGACUUCAUUCCCGGAGGAGACAUGAUGAGCCUUCUUAUCAGGCUGGGCAUCUUCCGAGAGGAACUGGCCCAGUUUUACAUCGCUGAGCUCACCUGUGCUGUGGAGAGUGUCCACAAGAUGGGCUUCAUCCACAGAGACAUCAAGCCCGACAACAUCCUCAUAGAUCGGGACGGCCACAUCAAGCUCACUGACUUUGGCCUAUGCACUGGCUUCCGCUGGACACACGACUCCAAGUACUACCAGAGUGGGGAUCAUGUUAGACAGGACAGCAUGGACUUCAGUAAGGAGUGGGAAGACUCGCCCAACUGUCGCUGUGGAGACAGGCUCAAGCCCCUGGAGAGGAGGAAGGCGAGGCAGCACCAGCGCUGCCUGGCCCACUCCCUGGUGGGCACGCCCAACUACAUCGCUCCUGAGGUGCUGCUCCGGACAGGAUACACCCAGCUCUGUGAUUGGUGGAGUGUCGGUGUCAUUUUAUAUGAAAUGGUCGUCGGCCAGCCUCCCUUCCUAGCAACCACGCCUCUGGAAACCCAACUCAAGGUGAUAAACUGGCAGACUUCGCUUCACAUCCCCCCUCAGUCCAAGCUGAGCCCAGAGGCUUCGGACCUGAUAGUUAAACUGUGCCGCGGCCACGAGGAUCGCCUGGGUAGGAACGGAGCGGACGAGAUCAAGGCUCAGCCUUUCUUCAAGGCCGUCGACUUCUCCAACGACCUUCGGCAGCAGCCGGCGCCCUACAUCCCCACCAUCGCACACUGCACCGACACCUCCAACUUCGACCCCGUGGACCCAGACAAGCUGUGGAGUAGCGACAAUGACAGCGACGGUAACCAUAACGACACGCUCAACGGGUGGUUCCGGAACGGCAAGCACCCGGAGCACGCCUUCUACGAAUUCACCUUCCGACGCUUCUUUGAUGACAACGGGCACCCGUACAGCUGCCCCAAGCCCAUCGAGUACGAGAACUAUGAUGGGGACGAGGCGGAGAGCGGCGGUCAGGAGGAGGGUGGCCCAGAGGAGGACAGGCGGGGGGCUCCAGGGAGGGAUCUGGUGUACGUGUAGCGCCCUGUCAGGACAUCCUAGUCCUGCUGGUACAGAAUGGGUCUGGGAGUAGGUCUUUGUUUUGUCAGAAGGCAUGUUUGGAGGUACACUAAUUGAGCUACAGUGACUGACAGUAAAUGUUGGGUUGUGUUAAGGGGAUUAUUCCAUAUGGUGUGACUUUACAGAGAAAAUAUGAGUUCCCCAGUUAGGAAUGACACAGCACGACAUCUGUGGUAUACUGCACUACAGAUUUGGUCACGGUCUCCAAGGGUAAAUACAUCAUGUCGUCGACAUAGAGAGCCUCAAGACCAGAUAGGCAACUGAUAUGGGACAUCUUGCCUGAAGGUAUGAACGUAAAUUCAUUUUUGUGUACAUGGAGUGUACAGGGUACGCCAGCGUGAUGUAUGGUGUCUGCAUGGACAUACAGUUUUGAAAGCAGAACAUAUCAGGGUGCUCUUUGAAGAAUUACAAACUCUGUUUAAGCCUUAAUUUAUUUAAGAAAUUGUUAACUGGUGACUAGUGGGAGGAUAGGAUUCAUUUCUGUUGAAGCUUUUAUCUGUGAUUGUCUUAAUUUAUAUUUUAAUAGGUAUAUUGCAAUGGGGAUCUAGUAAUAUCUCUUCUAGAAUUUGCUGGUAUAAAUAACUCUUGAAUUAUUCAUUGCUGUGCCUUUGAUCUUCUGCUCACUUUCACCAAAUAUUUUGGGGUGGGAGGGAGGAGGGAGGGGGGAUAAUCAGACUGGCAUUUUAAAUGACACUAGACAUAGUUGAUUGGAUUUGUGUUUUAUGUAUUUUUCUAAUUUAUACCUAAAAUGUAUUUAUAAAGUGUUGCAUACAUUUUAUGUAAAUAUUUGUCUUGAUCCUUCUGUUGUCUGUUGUUUAGUGUUCAUUAGGGCAGGACCUCUAUUCUUUGCUCUGGUCAAGGAUGGUCGUUCCAUCUUGUUUUGUCUUUUCCUUUGCCACCUGAAAGUCCACUAAUACUGUAUUCAAUGCUGUGAGAUGGAAGUGUGAGGGACAGCUGGCUCUUUUUUGUGUAGUGACACUUCUCAUUUACAUUUAAUGGCAACUGUGCCUUUCACUUCUAUUCAGUCUCAACCAAAGCACUAGGCUACGCUGUGAAUGAUCUUUCUGACAGUGACCCAGCUGCCCUGUUCAUGAAGGAGUGACACUGUAUUGGAAAAAACUGGAUUUAUAUAGCACACGAUUUAUUUUUUGUUGUUGCUCACAGCUAAUUUUGAGUGGUUUUCCCUUUUUUUGUGUGUUUUGAAACGAUUUGAAUGUAGUAAUGGAUAUGAUCACUGACAUUCCUGCACUGGUUUCAUUGUAAUCAUGUAAAGUUGGCAUGAUUUGAUGAUUUUUGUGCAAAUGUACACUGGG